Messenger RNA from Aspergillus saccharolyticus JOP 1030-1, 2904 nucleotides. RefSeq lists its product as uncharacterized. The coding region runs from base 1 to 2904 and encodes 967 amino acids. The transcript is spliced from 9 exons. The record is from RefSeq and is a predicted model, not a curated record. Lineage: Eukaryota; Fungi; Ascomycota; Eurotiomycetes; Eurotiales; Aspergillaceae.
AUGGCGGUUCCCAACGGUGAGCGUCCGUUGCAAGCCGAAACGGCAGUCGAUAUUGUUGCUGUUCCAGCAAUAGGUGCAGAUCCUGAGAAAACGUGGAUUGACGAGGGUGCAACCACGCCUUGGCUUCGCACUGAUCUGAAAAAGAUCAUCCAAAAUGCACGGAUGAUAAUGAUCGACCAUGGGCGAUUAGGGCCUCAGGAUGAUCUGGAGUCCUUAGCUGACAACUUGUUGACGCAGCUUCUACUGGAACGCCAGGCGACUAGCCCGCGGCGACCUAUCUUUUUCAUCUGCCAUAGCACGGGUGGUCUGGUCGCCAAGACAGCGCUUGUUACAGCCAGUCAAAAGACCUCGAACGUUGAAUCGAUAUGGUCAAGUUGCUAUGGAAUCGCCUUUUUGGCGACUCCGCAUUUUGGCUCGAGCUAUCUUUCAGCUCCCGAGUUUACCAACAGCGUACAUCAUUUGAUGCGACUGAAACACCAUAUUCCCCCUGGACUGCAAGAGGUCUUCAGACCGAGACACCCAGUUUUGCUACGUCUGUGGAGCCAAUUCAAGUCGAUCUCAGCAGACAUGAAGCUGUGGUCGUUUCUGGAGACACUGGAUUCAGAGAUUAGCAUCGUUGACCACGAAACAGGCACGGCCGUGGAGAUGCACGUUCCGAUCACCUCAAUCCGGUCAGGCAUCCUGGAUUUUGAGCACGAGAAAGUCAUUCCUCUGACGGCCAACCAUAUGGGAACUGCUUACUUCAACGGUCAAGAGUUAACGACGCGGCUGAGUUUUAUCAGUGAGCUCCAGUCAUCUGUAUCCAUGGCUUUGAUGCUAUCCAAGAUGAAUGAUGCCCCCAUGGAUGUUGACCAGGAAGUCAUGAUCCAAGUCAGUGGAUUCUUUGAAGACACGGCCAGAGGUGUCAGCGAUGAGACACCUCUCAAGCUUUGGUCCACAAAAGCAUCGUUAAAGGAUUACCUCGCGUCUGGGCCGUCGAUAUGCCUCAGAGAUCGACUGCAAAAAACGAGUGGGAUUCCUGUUGGACUUCUCGAUGAUUCCUCGAUUAGCAGCUUUGAUAGCAGGCCCACGUCUGCGCACGUGCGAUCUUCAAUAGAUGGAACAGCAAACACCCCUGCAGCACGAAUGGCGGUACGGACGAGAUCUGAGCCCAUUAUUUCGAGGCCACCGCUCAGAGACAGCCGGAGUUUCCUGGCACCCUCCUCUCCCCGUAUACAUGUCACUGAGCCGCUUGGAGAGGGAUACUUCGAAGUGCAGCAUGAGACGGUUUCCGAUUUGCAAAGCUCCGCUGAGCAGGCACCACAGUGUCCGGGAGCAGACAAUGCCGACAAAAAUGACACCAUGUCCGCUUCCAAGCAUUUGGCAACAAGCUCGUCAAACAGAUAUAAAGCCUUCCUUCCUGUCCCAAAGCCAGCAAGAGACAAACAAGACGAAGAAAGAGCCGAGAAGCCGAGAAGAAUACCUCGAUUUGACCGGCCAGAGCCGGGUAGCGAGAAGCUUCUCUGGAUCCAUGUGCCUUAUACGCACACUGGAUGGGUCCCGCCAAUUCUAGCCCGAGCGUGUCGCGAGCAAGAUAAGAAAUCCUUCUUCGAGAAGCUCAUGGAUGAAGAGCACUGGUAUUCGAACCUCAUAAGAGCCCGUCAUCUAGAGCCUCACGCACGUUAUGUGCGGCCGGCAUGCAUCCAUUUUAAACAAGAACCGCAUACAAAUUUUGGUACUCAAGAGGAGGAGCACGACCCACGAUUGGCCCUAUAUGUUCCUUAUCUCCAUUGGGACACGUACUCAAACCUGGUCCAUCGACGCAAGAUGGUCGAAGAACGACUGAAACAGGGGAGAUUCAGACCUGUGCCUCACAAUAUAUCAACCGCCAGUCUAGAAUCGAAGCUGAUCUGGAAACUACUGGGCAAUGAACCUCCUAUCCAUAUACGAAGGACGUUGGAUCAGUUUGGAUAUCCAAACCUUAGAUCGACGGUUGCGAGAGAUGAUGACCAGAUGCUUUGGAAGAGAACGAAGAAGAAGGUUAACUUGAGCGAGUUCAACAGCGCCUUACUCGUCGAGGAUAACUCGGGAAAUACCGGCCCGUUCAUGGACGGUAAAGUGCUCAUGGUCGAUCAGCUUUGGCUGUGGAUAGUCGAUGAAAGAACUGUAGUCACCUUCUUCCCCCACCAGGAAGCCACCACGGCCGAAGGGAAGCUCUAUGAACAGUCGAACCUCUAUAACAGCAUUUACAACGAGCUGAAUGGCGACUUGGCGAGACGAUUCGAGACGGCCGGUGAUCUUGCUGCCUUGAUCGUGUUACAUGCAGCCACCGUCCUCCUUGAUCGAACGCUGCAUCGCGACUUGCAGAUCCUCCGCAUCUUUGAAGAGUCCAUCAGCAUCCUGACCGAAUCCAUGACGAAAUCGUUCAAGCGCUUUCGCAAUCGUGGUUUCAUCACGCGCCCUGCGGAUUUCAACAAGAACGCAGAUGGCAAGCCCAUGUCAGCCGCUGAGCGCGAGGAACGAGACCAUGAAUUAGCCAGUCGCAACCGCGAAGACCUCUCCACGCUCCUGGAGUUACGAGAUAUCAUCGACGAGCUCGGGACGAUCCUCAAACUCUUGGACGUGCAAACCACAAUCAUCAAGACGAUGUCCAGCUACUUCGAACACAAGGGUUACGGCAAGGUGUUCAUGGAGACGUCCUUGUCCAGACUCGACGAUUACCGUAACCAGGUCCUGGAAAUGAGAGAAAAUGCCUCUCUCGCUCAGAAAGCGGUCGAAAAUCUCCUAGACCUCAAGCAAAAGCAAGCUAACGUGGACGAGUCUCGACUUGCUCGAUGGGAGGCCGAAGUUACUCAAGACCAAUCCCGAUCCGUGAUGGUGUUUACCAUCUUUACCAUCAUGUCAGUCUUUAUACCCUCUGUCUAG